Messenger RNA from Eriocheir sinensis (Chinese mitten crab), 1153 nucleotides. RefSeq lists its product as uncharacterized. Lineage: Eukaryota; Metazoa; Arthropoda; Malacostraca; Decapoda; Varunidae. Gene Ontology annotation, molecular function: protein binding. Bases 271 to 693 code for a protein of 140 amino acids. The transcript has 7 exons. The record is from RefSeq and is a predicted model, not a curated record.
UACAGGUGCCGGGCGGAGAACAGGGAGGACUCGCUCGAUGCCGUGGCCCACAUACAGGUCCAAGUUGCUCCUAGGUUUCUGAGGCAGCCGGCCAACGCUCUCGCCUAUGAGAAGGAGAACGUAGAGCUGGAGUGCAGCGUGUACGGCCAGCCAGAGCCCUCGCUCCACUGGCUCAAGAACGGCGAGCUGCUGGUGGAGACGGAAUACCUUCAGAGUGUGAGCGGCAACAACCUGCAGAUCCUUGGCCUGGUGCGCCAGGAGGACUCCGGGAUGUACCAGUGUGUGGCGCACAGCUCGCCGGGGACGCCCAGCUGUGUGUCCUUGAGUCAAAGAACGCGUCCAGAACGUGAGUGGAGCUCCUCCAGCGAGGGACGGGAUGAAUACAAGACCCAGAUCAGCAACCUAAGUCCCGGGAGUAACUACAUGGUGCGGGUGGCGGCUUACACCUCCGGCGGCCUGGUGGGCGCCUCCAUACAUGAGGUGCGGGUGUUCACCAAGCCGGACCUGGACCUGCCCUCCGCCUCAGAGUCUGAAAGUUGUCUCCACCUCACCCACCAGUCUGGAGGCCACUUGGUCGCCGCCCGUACUGGCCAAAACGCCCAUCACGGGAUACACCAUGUUCUAUACGCAGUUUUCUCCUCAGGUUGGGUCAGCAGAAGAACACGAAGUAAAGGUCACUGGUACGUCACAUGACCUCCAAGGCCUGGACCAGUUCACAGAGCACAGCGUGUGGCUCACCGCCAUCAACAGUAAUGGCGGGGGAGACGCCACCCCUUAGGUCACUGCCAGAACCUUCUCAGACAUGCCCUCAAAGGAGCCUCAGAAUGUGAGCGUUGAGGCUGCCAGCUCAAGGAGCCUCAUCAUCUGCUGGGAGCCUCCGCUGGCCGAGCACCAGAAUGGGAUCAUCACCAGCUGCAAGAUCCGCUUCAAAGAGCGCGGCGAGUCAGGUUCCUCCAAGACUAAAGCCACAGACGGAAACAGACGACUCUUUGCCCUCAAGAAAAGCACCACAUACUCCAUAAAGAGGUGCCAAAGGAAGGUUCGUCCAGCCACGCCCUGCAGCCAGCCAUCCCUCAUUCCCUCCUGCUCGUUCUCCUCAAGUAAAGAUUAUUUGCCCCGAGGAACAACCUCCUGGAUCUUCUACUGAAUACAU